AAUAGAACUUCUAAAUUUGAACACCUCUCAGAUAUAGUAUCAAAUUGGCUAUAUAACCGUACAUCAAAUAGGAUGUCUCGCCUGUUUUAUCUUGAGCUAUCACACGUAAAUAAAAUAAAAGAGCAACUGCUCGUAAAUAAGCAAAAAUGUGCACCUCUCAAUAUGAAUACUUUGUUCACUUUAGUCAGAUUUAACUGUAGCCCAAUCAGUGUGGGUAUUUUCACAUAUGCACACUGCACAGUUGCUGAGUAAGACAGCCAUGGUGAAGCAAUUACUACUCCUCUCGCUGACCAGCCUCCUGGUUUUGGCAUGCACUGCUCAAGAUCGUAACCAUAAGGGUCGUCAGUUUGUUGUUGCAUUCAUACCAGCAGCAAGCAGAGAAAGAAGAGGCUACAUCGGCCUGGCUAUUUCUGCUGAGGAAACAACAGAAGUUGAGAUAUUUGACAGGAUUACAGGAAAUACUGAUCUUCUCACAGUCCCCGGAGGAAGCACACAACUACAUGACCUCCCGCUAGAUUUACGAACACGUGAGGACUUUGAGCAAAAGGGAAUUAGCGUGACUGCGACCAAUCCUGUAAGUGUUGUGGGAAUCAAUCAAUAUCUGGGCACCGAUACCUUCCUUGCACUCCCAGUUGAGAGUCUCGAUACCAAUUACAUUGCUGCCACCUAUAGGCCGAGUGGCAUUGGAUCGUAUGCCUGCGUCACGGUUGUAGCAUCACAGGAUUUUACUUCUGUGAGAAUUCUACGACAUCGGGCUGGAAGGGCAGGGUAUGACGCAGAGCCAACUGUAGUUGGUUUAAAUAGACUGCAGACUUACACUUUGGUGUACUGGCUAGAUGACAUCACAGGCACCCUCGUAAGUGCUAGCUCGCCUGUUGCAGUCUUUACUGGUAAUACAUACGCAAGAGAUUUCGGCCAUAUUGAAGAACAAAUGCCACCUAUAAGCGCCCUGGGGACUGAAUUCAUGUUGACGCCAGUUAUGAGUGAAGGCUACAAUCGUGACUUUGUUCGCGUCAUUGCAGCGUAUAAUGACACAGAAGUGGAAUUUCACUCUGUUGAUUUUGGCUAUUUCGAGACAAUUGACCAGGGUCGAAAUUAUGAUGUAAAUGGUCGUUCGGAACGUCUCCCAGAGAAUAUCUUUCACAAUGUUACAUGUUCUCGACCCUGUCUUGUUAUUCAGUGCAAAGGCUGGGACUCUAACCAAUCAUGGAUGACUGUAGUCCCACCAAUAAAUCAAUUUUCAUCUGGAACCCAUGUCUUCCCUGCUUUCAACCGUGAUCGUUUCCCCGACUACCAAAGCUAUGUUCAAGUUCUUAUCCAAUCAGGACGUGAGACUGGUAUGACCCUAGAUGGCGCAGAGAUCGCUGAAUGGGUGGAUGUCCCUAAUUCCACAUACCGUGCAGCAAGAAUCAGAGUUGACCCUGCUAGCCACACCCUAGAACACCCAGACCCGAAUCAACGAUUCUACAGCAAUGUCUAUGGUGUCCCUUUCCUUGACUUUGGAUAUGGUAACCCUGUUGGAAUCUCCGUCAACAGGAUCAACAGUAUGGAAAUGGAAUUUCCACCUCAAAUGAACUAAAACAUUCCACUCAAAUUCCACUAAAAUAUCUCGAUUCUCAAUAUUUUAGGGUCGUUCAAAAAACUGCAUGAAAGGUUUUCAGAUACAAUCAAUUCAAAUAGAGAGGAAAAAUAAAUGUGAUAAUGAAUUGUAACAGAUCUAUUGUUAAGAAUUACAUUGCAUAGAAAUACAUGUUAAUAAAAAUAAAUAGCAUGGACAUUUUAA
Owenia fusiformis is the source of this 1783-nucleotide messenger RNA. The record is from the annotation of a GenBank genome assembly. Lineage: Eukaryota; Metazoa; Annelida; Polychaeta; Sabellida; Oweniidae.